Messenger RNA from Xylaria bambusicola, 1267 nucleotides. RefSeq lists its product as uncharacterized. The record is from RefSeq and is a predicted model, not a curated record. The transcript is spliced from 2 exons. Bases 194 to 1114 code for a protein of 306 amino acids. Gene Ontology annotation, cellular component: elongator holoenzyme complex. Gene Ontology annotation, biological process: tRNA wobble uridine modification. Lineage: Eukaryota; Fungi; Ascomycota; Sordariomycetes; Xylariales; Xylariaceae.
CUAUCUGCCUGGCAUUUUUUUUUUUUUUUAACGUUAACAACAUUUCCUCGCUUGUUGUCACCUGACCCCGCGCCAAGUUGCAUGCAGCAGCUGAGCCCAGCUUUUCUCACAUCAAUAACCCCCCCUCCCCCCAACCUGAACCCAGUACAUUUGCGAUACUGUAUACCUAAUCCCGACUAAUUCAUUCAAAUUCAUGGCCUCCCGAGCACCGCCCCUGCUCGAGCCUUACCUCCACCUACCACAUGAGACCUCGCUCAUCCUGCUGAGUGGGGUCCUAGGGUCCAGCACGAACUGGCUCGUUCACCGCUAUCUCUACACCUUACUAGCUUCACAACCCCCUUCCUCUUCUUUUAUUUCUUCUUCGUCGUUUCGUCGACAACAAGAUGAAUCGCUCGAGGAGGGUGGUGGUGGUGGUGGUGGUGCGGAGGAGCCUCAGCAGCAGCAACACACAAGUGUCGUCUUCGUAAGCUUCCUGCGCGAUUACGCCUUCUGGAGGGACGGGUCCAGACGAUUGGGUCUAGACCUGGAUGUCGCCAGCAAGAAGGGUUCUUUCGUCUUUAUCGAUGGAUUAACCAGUUUAUUCACGCCGGCUUCAGAUCAUCGACGCAAGCAGUCCGUAGUGGACUCAGGGAAGAAAGUGCUGCUUUCUGCUACGACGGAUCAUUUCCGGCAGGUCUUGGAGGACGCCUUAUCUCAUGCCCAGGCUUUGAAUCCGGGGACACAGACUGUGCUAGUUAUAGAUCAGCCGGAUAUUUUCCUCGCUACAGCAGGGGAUACUAUGUCUGGACAGGGCCUUCGAGGUGUUAUCUUGGGUCUACGAGAAAAAGUACAUUCAUGCAUCAUCACUGUGUCUGCAGAUGAACCUUUGAUAGCUGCGCAGGGCACGUCGUUGGAACAGGAGCAUGCCUCUCUGGCGUUAUCGCUGGCACAUGAUGCACAUUUCGUCAUAAGCUUAAGGAUGCUGGAGACAGGCACGGCAAAAGAUGUAAGUGGUGUGCUCAGAAUCACACCUGGAGGAGACGAGGAAAUUGCCGAUGCACUUGUAGAAGAUCGGGAAUUAUUGUACUUCAUUAGAGGUGACGGUAGUGUUCGUGUAUUUGAGCGUGGCCAAUAGUGUGAAGAACCCCAAUAUCUCGAACCAAUUCAUGCCGUCGUUCAGUUCUCCAAAUAAUGACCAUCUGCCCGAGAGGACAGAUGCAUCGCGGCAACUCGAUGCGCGGACCUGGUAUCUCCCGCAACUUCUAUGCUGAGCCGACAUACACAUGCA